Molecule: messenger RNA, 204 nt
Organism: Ectocarpus siliculosus
Lineage: Eukaryota; Phaeophyceae; Ectocarpales; Ectocarpaceae
Source: the annotation of a GenBank genome assembly
AUGGGCGAGGAGGACAUGCCGUUCCCGUCAGCCACAAGAGAUGUGCUCAUCUCUACAGCAAAGCUUUUGGGCUCGAGCUGCGUGGAUGAGAACCUUGCGUUUACCAAGUGCAAGGCAGAAAACUCAGACCCGGAGGCUUGCAUGAAGCUCGGUGUGGCCGUGUUGGAGUGCACCAGUAAAGCUCCACGCGGAUGCGGGCUUUAG